UUACAGCUGCGCAAACAAGAUGGGAGGUGCUUCGAGCAAGGGAGGAGCGGCCGCUGGGCGAGCCGCUAGGUCGGUGGCCAAAUCUGGGGCGUCUGCUGGAAAAAACACUCCUCCAAUGGGCUCUCAUCUGCCAGUAGACGACGACCUCCUUACGAAUUUCAAGCCUAAGAAAGGCAAGUGUACAUCAUGCAGUCUGCCUCAGCAUGGAUGAUACUUCCCUCGUUGGUGCAUCAAGCAGUGGUCCAACUGUCGCGGCCUAGCUGGGUUGUUACCGGCUCACCUGUUGCUAUUGUAGGAUUUUGCGUGCGUAUGUGUUCAUGCUGGCACGAGGCAGCCACCCAACGACGCUUUCCUUGUGGGUGUCGCGGUACGUUUGAGCCCAGCGAGUGCGGGGUGUUUCGAAGCUUCGAAGCGGGAACACCAGGGCACGCAACCUGGGAUGCAACCGGCCAAGCAAGGUAGUUCGUAGCAAGACAUAGCUGCCACAGCUGUUCUACUCGAACGAUGGCCACAGCAAUACGUCGGAUAUAGUCUAUCCCACCCCCUGGAAAUGGCGAAGAUGUUCUUCUGGCGAGAAAGCAAACCAACUGCAAAUUAUUUUGCGCCGAUCAUCUGUCGCUCCAGUGAUACCGCUGUACUACAUGUAAGUACGAGACAUCAGCUGCAGCAUAGCUUCAACCCGUGUGUAUUGUAGCACAUGCACGAGCGAUGACGGUAUAACCUAUGUGCUGGGUAUUUGCGUGCAAGCCGCAGAAGACCGCAUGUACUGUAGCUCUCUCGCACGCACUCCUUUCGACCCGAGGAAACUACAGUACACAUACAUGCGUGUGGUAGCUGUGUCGAACGCUCAACACAGAAGAGCCUUUGGCAGAUACAGCAUGAGUCGGGGAGGCGCUGCUUUGACGUAUUAUCGCCCCGCUAACCCAUGCGUACGUUACACUCGCGCGAUACGAAGCAGUUGUCGAGAUGUCAAGACCAGACGCCCAGGCAGCGGCGAAGAAGAUGUACGACCAGCAGGUUCCUGACAUGAACGCAGACAUCCUCCGCCAGGCGAUGGCGAUGGGCCCAGUCGGCAAGGCCGAGCUCACGCACCAGAAACUGGUGCCCGAUGCCUCUGAGAUGGUGACGAGCAAGACUCCCCGGCCAUUACCGAAGGACCGAACAAGGGCGGUCGCGAAGAGCGGCGAGGUGGAUGCCAAGAAGGGCUUGCUCACACAAACUCAGCUCGCGGCGUUCUUGGAAAGGAGGGUGGCAAAUGGCGCCGGUUCCCCUCCCCCGGCAGGCCUACUGGAGGAGUUCCAUGUCUCGGAGGAGGACGCGGCCGUGCUGCUGCGCUACUGUCGAGCGCCGGACAUCCGCAUGUACGAGGACGUCAUGACCGCGCGAUGGCACUGGCCCACCGGCGGUGGGGAGAGCGGGUCUCAGCUCACCUCGUCGUCCUGACGGCGGCGAGCGUGCUUUGCGGCGUGGUCCGUUCCGUUUGUCGUCAGGUUUAGGUUUCGUGUCAGCGAGGAGGGGCCAUCUCGGUGUCAAUCGAGCUCAUGACCGCAUGUGUUUUUGCGCAGGUUUUGGUGAUGAAAAAAACAGGAGAAGAGGACCAGGCAUUUUUUCACCUUGGUUGCUUGACCGUUGUUUCCUUCUAGUAUCUUCUCGUGCCUGCCUGCCUGACCGUGCCGGGUUAAUCGUUGGUUCCUUUUUGGUUGCACGACGAGAUUCUGCUGCCAAUCCAAGCGCAGUUGCCGCCACAAGCGGGUGCUGUCGACAGCGAGUUUUCGAGCGAGGAAUAUCCCGGGCGUUUCCUCGCUUCCCACAAGGGCAGCUUCAUUUUGUGAACGCAGGUUUGUAGCGCAGGUAUUCUACGAUGCUUUCGUUAACACUAAAAUGAAUACACAGGUGCACCAGGCCCAGCUCGGCAAGCCCACGC
Ectocarpus siliculosus is the source of this 1924-nucleotide messenger RNA. The record is from the annotation of a GenBank genome assembly. Lineage: Eukaryota; Phaeophyceae; Ectocarpales; Ectocarpaceae.